AUGGCGUCUAUAGCGAAGACUAUAGUUCUCAUCACCGGUGCGAACAGCGGCAUCGGCUUCGAGCUCGCCGCCCAACUCCUCCAGAAGGGCACAUAUCACGUACUCGUUGGCUCUCGUUCUACUCAAAAAGGCACAGCCGCUCUCAAAGACCUCCAGUCGCGCGACUACCCCGGUACUGCGGAGUUGCUGCCCCUUGACGUGACUGACGACAGCACCAUCAGCGAAGCAGCUUCCACGGUGGAGAAAACGCAUGGGAAGCUCGAUAUUCUCGUCAAUAAUGCCGCUGUUGCGUUGCCCCCUGGUACAGAUCGCGAGCAGCUCCGCCUUGCUUUUGAUACCAACGCCACCGGGCCCUGGGUCCUGACCAAGACACUCUUGCCGCUAUUGCAAAAGUCAUCCGGCGCGCGCAUCAUCAACAUCUCCUCCGGCAUUGGAAGUAUCGGACGAAAGCUCGAUACCACCAGCCCGUUCCAUAAGAUGUCGGGAGUGCAGUACCGUGCCAGCAAGACGGCUCUGAACAUGAUCUCUGCGUGUCAGUAUGUUGAAUAUGGCGACUUGGGCAUCAAGGUGUCCCUAUACGACCCCGGUUUUACUGUGAGCAACCUGAGUGAAAAUAAUAGGGCGGAAAAGGGCGCGAGGAGUGCGGAGAAGACGGUGGAGAGCCUGAUGGAGGUGGUUGAGGGAAAACGAGACGCAGAGGCGCCAGCUUUCCUACACAACACUGGAAGAGCUGGAGCAAUUUCCGCCGCAUUCAUAAAAGACAUUACUCUGCAGCGAGAUGAUGCGCGUGCGACACAUAUCAUCAGUGCAGUCGGCACGUCCAGCUUAGAGAAAGGCAAAGCAUUUGUUCGAGACAACAUACCCUCAGUGCCAACACCGCACAUUUAUGCUUCAUACAAUGAGGUGUACCAAGAUGCUUCAGUGGAAGCCGUAUACAUCGGCACGCCACAUUCAUUACACAAGAAAAAUUGCCUCGAUGCGAUCGCAGCAGGAAAGCACAUCCUCUGCGAAAAAGCGUUCACAAUCAAUGCUCGCGAAGCCGAAGAGGUGCUCGCUGCAGCAUCUGCGAAGGGUGUGUACGUCCUGGAAGCGAUGUGGACGCGCUUCCACCCACUCGUUCAAGACCUUCGCAAAGCUCUCUUCACAGAUAAGCUCAUCGGCGACGUACGUCGCACCUUUUGCGACUUCGGCCAAGAUCACAAGCUGGGAUCUCUAGGACCAGAAUCGAGGCUCAAGAACCUUAAUCUGGGCGCGGGCAGUCUAUUGACGAUCGGAAUCUACUCGCUGACCUGGGGCUUAUUGACUCUAGACGAGCACAUUGGGGCAAAAGCUUCGCGGCCCGAGAUCUUGGCUGAUCAGAAUCUGGUCGAUGGCGUAGACGUGGCUACAGCGAUCAUCCUUCGUUAUCCUGCAAACGGUCGCCAAGGUAUACUCACUUCGACUUCGGAGUUCAAGAACGGCUACGACUUCUGUCGCAUCGAAGGCACAGAGGGUUAUGUGCUACUCCGUGGGCCGUACGCUUCUUCCCCGAGCGAAUUUUCGGUUUGGCGCAACCAAAGUGCUGGCAGCGGUGCUCAUACUAGAGGACAGCAAAGCGGGUCUGUUCUUGAGAAGAAGUAUGUCAAUUUUGGCUUGGGAUUGUACCGCGAAGCUGAUGCUGUCGCACUCGACAUCGCUGCUGGGAGAAGGGAGAAUGACAUCAUGCCCCACGAGGAGACGAUGCGCGUUAUGCGUAUGAUGGACGAAAUCAGGCGACAAGGAGGCGCAACAUUCCCGCAGGAUGGCGAUGCUCAGACGGUCAAUAGCAGCGUGGACUGA
Didymosphaeria variabile is the source of this 1818-nucleotide messenger RNA. RefSeq lists its product as uncharacterized. The coding region runs from base 1 to 1818 and encodes 605 amino acids. Lineage: Eukaryota; Fungi; Ascomycota; Dothideomycetes; Pleosporales; Didymosphaeriaceae. The record is from RefSeq and is a predicted model, not a curated record. Gene Ontology annotation, molecular function: nucleotide binding. The transcript is spliced from 3 exons.